CCAUAUAUAUACAACUACUGAGCUCCAUUUUCAUCUUCACAAACCCUAGCAGCGUAGUUUCACAACACAGACAGAAGAAAAACUCUCACAACACACGCAAAAAUGGCGGCAGAGGGUUUGGUUCUUCGCGGCACCAUGAGAGCACACACGGACAUGGUGACGGCCAUAGCCACACCAAUCGACAACUCCGACAUGAUCGUUACCGCUUCCCGAGACAAAUCCAUCAUCCUCUGGCACCUCACCAAGGAAGAGAAGACCUACGGUGUCCCCCGCCGUAGGCUCACCGGCCACUCUCACUUCGUUCAGGAUGUCGUCCUCUCCUCCGACGGUCAGUUCGCUCUCUCCGGUUCCUGGGAUGGCGAGCUCCGUCUCUGGGAUUUGGCCGCCGGUACCUCCGCUCGCCGAUUCGUCGGUCACACUAAGGACGUUCUCUCUGUUGCUUUCUCAAUUGACAACCGUCAGAUCGUCUCGGCUUCUCGUGACCGCACGAUCAAGCUCUGGAACACCCUCGGUGAGUGUAAGUACACCAUAACCGAAGGUGAGGCCCAUACAGAUUGGGUCAGCUGUGUCAGAUUCAGCCCUAAUAAUGUUCAGCCCACGAUUGUUUCGGCUUCUUGGGAUCGGACCGUGAAGGUUUGGAACCUGACCAAUUGCAAGCUCAGGUGCACUCUCAGCGGCCAUGGUGGGUAUGUGAACACUGUUGCGGUUUCGCCCGACGGUUCGCUCUGUGCUAGCGGUGGCAAAGACGGUGUGAUUCUGCUGUGGGAUUUGGCGGAGGGGAAGAGAUUGUACUCCCUUGAUGCUGGUGCUAUCAUUCAUGCUUUGUGCUUUAGCCCCAACAGGUACUGGCUCUGUGCUGCCACUGAGCAUAGCAUCAAGAUCUGGGAUUUGGAAAGCAAGAGCAUUGUUGAGGACUUGAAGGUUGAUCUGAAGACUGAGGCCGAGAAAACCGAGGAUACUCACGCUGCUACAGCCAACAAGAAGAAGGUUAUUUACUGUACAAGCUUGAGCUGGAGUGCUGAUGGAAGCACUUUGUUUAGUGGGUAUACCGAUGGUGUAAUCAGAGUUUGGGGAAUUGGUCGCUAUUAGUAAAAUGUUUCCAGUCGAAUUUAUGUUUUUAAUUUUUGAGAACAAAUCAUUUACUCUUCUUGUUUUGUAGCGCCUUGAAAAAGUUCUAGGGUUUUGUUGGAAAUGUUGGAUGAUUUUGGAAGCUCUGUGUUGACUUAUGGCUUUGAGGCCGAAAUUUAUUUUGGUUUUGCUUUUAUUAUUUUAGA
Molecule: messenger RNA, 1274 nt
Organism: Ziziphus jujuba (common jujube)
Lineage: Eukaryota; Viridiplantae; Streptophyta; Magnoliopsida; Rosales; Rhamnaceae
Product: small ribosomal subunit protein RACK1
Exons: 2
Coding region: 103-1089 (328 amino acids)
Biological process (GO): rescue of stalled cytosolic ribosome; positive regulation of protein phosphorylation
Cellular component (GO): nucleus; cytosol
Molecular function (GO): protein kinase C binding; ribosome binding; translation regulator activity
Source: RefSeq, a predicted model, not a curated record